UCAAUAAAUAAAUUGACGUGUCAGAAGUGGAUGCAGGCGCUGCCCUGGAGACCCUGGGAACUGGUACUGGCUGCUGGACACUGACCGAAAACCGGAGGCAUGGAGUUCCUAAAGAGCGGCAUCAAGACGGUGCUGGGCAGCACGGAGCCGGGCCAGCAGCCGAGUGCUGCCGAGACGGUGGAGAAACUGGUGGACCGCGUCUAUUCCUCCACUCUGCUAGAGGACCGGCGCGACGCGUGUCGGGCCCUGAAGGCGCUCUCCCGCAAAUACCGCAUCGAGGUUGGCGCCCAGGGAAUGCCACCCCUGGUGCAGGUGCUGCAAAACGACGGCCAGGAUGCGGAGAUCAUUAGCUAUGCCUUGGACACGCUGUGCAAUGUGGUGACUAGCGAGGAGUUCGAUGAGGAGGCAGACAACCCAACGGUGUCUGUCAACGUGGGCGAGCAGUUUACAGAGAUGUUCAUCAAGACGCCGGAGCAUGUGACCCUGGUCAUGGGCUACCUGGAGGAGUACGAUUUUAGGGUGCGCCGGGCUGCCAUCCAGUUGAUCACGUCGCUCAUCUCGAACAAGACGCGCGAGCUGCAGGACCUCAUCCUGGUCAGCCCCAUGGGCGUGUCCAAGCUGAUGGAUCUGCUCACCGACAGCCGCGAGGUGAUCCGCAACGACGUCCUCCUUUUGCUGAUCGAGCUCACCAAGGGCAACUCCAACAUCCAGAAGAUCGUGGCCUUCGAAAACGCCUUCGACCGACUGUUCGAGAUAGUGCGCGAGGAGGGCUGCUCCGACGGCGGCAUCGUGGUGGAGGACUGCCUCAUACUGCUCCUCAACCUGCUGAAGAACAACUCGAGCAACCAGCAGUUCUUCAAGGAGGGCAGCUACAUCCAGCGUCUAGCUCCCAUGUUUGAGCUCUCGCCCGACACAGAGGAGGCCGGCUGGUCGCCCCAAAAGGUCUCCAACUUUCACUGCCUCCUGCAGGUGGUCCGUGCCUUGGUCACGCCCAGCAACCAACAGCAGGUGGUGGCCGCCUGUCAGCGGGUGAUGCAAAAGUCCCGCCUGCUCCAUGCACUCUGUGACAUCCUGAUGAGCAGCGGCGUCCCGGCCGACAUACUGACGGAAACAAUCAACGCCGUCGCUGAGGUGGUCCGCGGUGACCGUGAAAACCAGGAGGAGCUUGGCCGGGUGAUGGCGCCAAGCAGUCCCCCACGCCCUGCCAUUGUGGUCCUGCUCAUGUCCAUGAUCAACGAGAAGCAACUGCUGGCCCUGCGCUGUGCCGUGCUCUACUGCUUCGAGUGCUUCCUGUUCCGGAACUCGGAUGGCCAGCGGGCCGUGGUUCAGACUCUGCUGCCGUCUAGCGCCUCCGAUGUGAGCGCCCUAUCUACGGGCCAGCUCCUGUGCACCGGACUCUUCUCCACAGACGCCCUGGCCAACUGGUUCUCGGCCGUGGCCUUGAUGCACUCCCUCGUGGAGAACGUGGCCCUCAAGGAGGAACUACUUCGUGUGCUGCUAGCCACUCCGGGAGGCCAGAAGCCCAUCACCCUGCUAGAGCAGUGCACCAAUCUGAUGCAGCAGGAGCGCUAUCGCCUCCAGAGCAAGGUGGGCCUGCUGAUGCUGCUCAGCCUGUGGCUGGCUCAUUGCCCGGGUGCCGUCAAAGCCUUGCUGGAGACUCAGGGAACCAUGGCCUACCUGACCGCCCAGCUGUGCUCCAACGAGCACGACGAGCGCGAGUUUCUCGUCCAGGGCAUGUGCGCCUUCCUCAUGGGCCUGUGCAUUCAGUUCAACGACAAUUCUCUUGCCGGCCAGAAGCGCGACGACAUCAGCCAGCUGAUCAUCAAGCGGAUCGGCCAGGAGAGCUUCUGCAGCAAGCUGGCCGAGGUGUCGCGCCACGAAGCCUACAGCCGGGCUUGCAAGCAGGCCCAGAUCAGGGCCAAGUCCGCCGGAGAGCUGCUGCUCGACUUUGAGUACUGCAAGUUGUACAAAGGCUUGGAGGCGCUGAUAGCCAAGCUGGUGAGCGGAUUCGACGUGGACGGGAUAGAGUUGACCGAACUAACCCUCAGCUCGGAGGCCUCGGCCCUGGUCGCCCAGUACAAGGGCAUUAUCCGGGGCAUGGACGGCCAAAUCCGGACACUGCAGGACGAGGCGAAGGAGCUGGAGCAGGAAAACAACGAGCUGAAGGCGACGCUUCAGGACGAGCAAGCGCUGAAGGCUCAACUCUUGGAUCAGAACACUCUGCUCAAGGCGCAAUUGAGCGCCGCGGGUCAGCCGGUUCAACCACAGACCGACGGAGCGCCUGCAACGGUACAGACCACACCAGCAGCCAGCGAGGAGGAACUGAAUGCGGCCCGCUACCAGGCCAAUAUGUACUUCGCCGAGAAUAUUCGGCUGACGAAGGAGCUGGAAACCCUCCGGCAGCAACUGGCUGCGGAAAAGCAGCGUGCGGAUGCGGCACAGGAAUCUCUGACCGCCACACAAAAGGACCAGGAGGACCUGCUCGAACUACUGGCCGACCAAGAAGCCAAGCUGACGAGAUACGAGACCGAAGGCUCGCCCAACCAAGUUCCCAGUUCCCACGCCCAGGACCAGGUUCCCAGUCUGAGAUAAGAGGCCCGAUCCGGCCCCUGCAAGCUGCUGCCCGACUGCCCCAGGAAUCUUCUCCUCCAAGCAUCUUAUAUACACAUUCUAUUUGUUAUUUAUAUACU
This is a messenger RNA of Drosophila bipectinata, 2690 nucleotides long. RefSeq names its product General vesicular transport factor p115 (gene p115). Gene Ontology annotation, biological process: transcytosis; vesicle fusion with Golgi apparatus; intracellular protein transport. Lineage: Eukaryota; Metazoa; Arthropoda; Insecta; Diptera; Drosophilidae. The record is from RefSeq and is a predicted model, not a curated record. Gene Ontology annotation, molecular function: protein binding. Gene Ontology annotation, cellular component: endoplasmic reticulum; ER to Golgi transport vesicle membrane; cytoplasm.